UUGCACCGCCAUGGGCCCCAAGCAGCCUAAGUCCGGCCAGAACACGCCGGUGUCCGUGCUGCCGACCUGGGAGCCCGCGCUGGUGUCCGCCCGCCUCGAGGAGGAUGACUGGAAGCCUAGCAUCAGUUUCGUUGUCGGGAGCAAGAUUGAAGAUGAAGUGCACAUCCAGGCCCUGGCUCUUGCUGUGCAGGUGCCACUGCGAAAACUCUUCAGUGUGAUAACAUGUGAAGACCUUUACAAACAGGUUGCAGAAUCUGGGCGUCCAAAGGGAAGAAGGCUUAAGGAUAUGCCUAUGUACUAUGAGGUGAUGGAAUUAGCCAAAGCCUUUCUGGACCAGGGUGAAAAAUUUCCUGCAACACUAACUGGAAAGCUGUUGAAAUUUCAAUUGCUUUGUCUCAAACAGAAGGCUCUUCAGAGAAGAGAAGAGGAAAAGAAGGCAGAACUGCUGAAAAAAGAAAAGGAGAAAGCAAGAGAAAAAGAAAAAGAAAAAGAAAAAGAAAAAGAAAAAGAAAAAGAAAAAGAAAAAGAAAAAGAAAAAGAAAAAGAUAAGAAAUCUCCUGAUAAGACAGGUGGAAAAGAUAGUAAAGGAAAAAAGUCAGAGUCAUCAUCCCCUGUUAAAAAGGACACCAAAUUCAAACAACGGGGAGAAGUGGAAGUGAAAGACAAAUACAUUGAUGAUGAACCAGAUGAUGGUGCUGAUUAUUAUGUUAUCAUUCUGGGUUUCCCCAAUCUUCAGUUGUUACCUGUCUUGACUGAGCUUGGGAUUAACAUUUCAAGUGUAAUUCAAAUUUCUUCUGAAAAUUACAAGCCAUUGCAGAUAUACUUAGAAGCAACUAAACUUCAAAAACAAUCUUCACUUUCACUUGAAGAUAUAGAAGCAGAGAAAAGAAGGGAAGAUGAAGCUAAGAAAGACCUGGAAACAUUUUGGAAAUUCCUGGAGCCCGUUCUGAGCAGUGGAAAGCAUGGAUCAAGUCUCUUUGAUGUUGCCAGGCUUCAUUGCCUAGUUAAGGAAAGUGACUUUCCCCCUGAUUGGACAGACAGAGAAAUGCUGCUUGAAUUGGGUACUGUGGUGUUUGAACACGUUGCUUGUUUGAUGUAUGACUGCCUGGACUGGAGAAGACAGCAUUGCAACUACUUGGAAAACACCAAGUUUAUUAACGUGGCUGUGUUACCAGAGAGCAAGUCAACACAACCAUCUUCACUUGAGGAGCAACCAGCACCACAGAUGUCACCUACAAGGAAAAGAGGGAAACAAGAAGAAAUUCUGCCAACAAUAGUUCUGUCAGAGACAGAAGAAACUUCCGUUCUGUUUCCUUCUGUGGACAUGAGAUAUUAUAAUGACUUGCUGUAUCAAAUUCCUGAGGAGUACUUUUCUGUACCCUUAAUGCUGAGCUGCAUGUUGGAACAGGUUAUUGCAAGUGAGGAAGACCUUCCACCACCAAGUCUUGUGUCACUAGAGCCUCAGGAAGAUGAGCUGCAUCGUGCCAUUGCAGAUCAUAUAAUCUCUGUCCUUCCUUCUCUUUACCUUCCUAUGAGUGAAAAAAAGAAUCUGUAUGACUACUUUUCUCCUAAACCCCAUGUACAAGAGAGGGUCACCCCCGAGUACCCUCUCUUAUUUAACUACCACGAUGUCCUGGCUCAGCGGUUGCACCUCCUGAAGGUCCAAGAGAAUGUCGAUCCAGAAAAGAUUGAGCAUGAAAUGAUGGAUAAAUUGCCUCUUACAGAACUUAUCCAUUUCACCCCUCCUUCAACUGAAAACAACACUAAACGCUUGGCCAGAGUUCAUGAGCUCAUGUAUUAUUUUACUACUGAACUUCUGAAUUGGGCUGAGGUAGAAAGAGCCUUCAGAGUGUUUACUUUUGAAAGCCUGAAGCUGACUGAGCUAAGUGACUCUGGUUUCCUGGAGAGCUCUGGAUCUAGGCUUGGAGGUGAUUCUGAAGAGUCUUAUAUCCCUUGGGAUAAUCCAGCCGUGUUUGCAAGACAGCUGAGACAACUCUUCCUUAUGGAAAAGAAAUUUAGUGGGAAAUCUCCAAGAAGCUCUGGGUAUACAGAAACAAGUGACGAAGAUGAAGAAGAUGAUCCGGUUUAUCCUCUUUUGAACGUAGAUUUGGAUCAUCUUUAUUCUGAUAUGGUGAGUCUCGAAAAUUAUGGCCUAGGACCAAAAUUAGAAGAAAUAAAAAAGACACAGAGGCGUUGCUUGACAGACUGGAGUUUGGAAGAGCAUUUUCAACCACAUGUUCUUCAUCAGGUUCUUCAUACAGCAUCCCAAGAAUACAGAUGUGUUGAUUCCUUUUAUCAUAGCCAAGAUAACUCUUUACUAAUGGUUUUUCACAAUCCCAUGAAUCAACAUCGUCAGAGCCAAGAGACUUGGAAUAUUGCUCUGCACUCUAAUGUGGGAUUCAGAAACUAUCUUGAGCUGGUGGCCAACUCAAUUGAAGACUGGGUGAAAGAGGAAGAAGCUAAAUACCAAAAAGAGAAGAUGGGCAGCACGACUGAACCUGAGAAUGUAAUAGAGUCUCAAUCCAAGAAAGAAGAAAGUCCCAUUAUCAGAGAAGAUUCUCUAAAGGCUUGGAAGAUUGAGCAGGACCGAUUACGAGAGGAAGAAGAAAAAGAAAAGGAAGAAGAACAAGAAAAGGAAGAAAAAUUGCAAAGUAAAAGGAAAAGCCAGGAUUUAAGAGGAAGUAAAGAAGGAAAUAAAAAAGGAAAUAAAGGAUCAAACAGAAGACCUUUGGAAGACAAGUAUCAAAAUGAGUCAGCAAAAGCCACUGAACUUGAGGAGGAUCAUAGCAUUCCAGAAACAUGUUCUGAGAAAGUUUAUAAGUUUCAGGGCUACAAUACAGGGGACGAUAUCAUUCAAGUAUCAGGAACCAAUCGGUAUCUUUUCCCAUCCGAUGGAGGACAGAUUCAAGUAGAGAAGAUAGAGUUUGUAAAAAAAACUUUGAUAAAGGUGAAAGUAAUGAAAGACAAGCACAAUUUCUUCAUUCAUGUAACAGACCCCAAGGAAAACUUCAAGGAAGCUGAAGAGCAAGAAAUUAAUGAAGAACAGCAAAUUACAUCAGAAGAAUUGAAAAAUAAAAAGAAAGCUGUGAGCAAGUUUGGAUCUUUUUCAGCCACCUUGGAAAAUGGAAUCCAGCUGUCUCUGAGCUAUUAUGGACCUACAGGGGAGGCAGAUGAUGAAGCAGCUCUUGUCUUAGAAAGAAUUCUGAACAUCCCUUCUGUUCAUCUUCCGACGGUAGUUCCAACAGUUUCUGUUGUUACACCAUCUCAGGGAAAAAAAGAUAAGCUUGACAGAGGAAAAUCAGGAAAAGCUUCUACCAAAGGAAGCCGUCGCAAACUAGCCCCUUCACCACCUGAUAACGCGGUACAGAAAGAAGAACAAAAGGUAGAAAUGCAAGAACCAGUUCCCCAAGCACAAGAGGUGUCAGAUGCUCCUGCUUUUCCGAGUUUGAAUGUCUCCUGUCCCAACGGACUUGUACUAACUUUCCUCAGUGAAAGGUUUCAAGGUGAAGCCGCUGCCACUGAAGCAAAGAAAGAGACAGUAGAGGAAAGUAACGGCAAAGCAGAUGAGGAAGAGAAGGAAAAGGUUAUGCCAAGUGGAGGGAAGGAAGAGGUUAUGCCAAGUGGAGAGGAGGAACAUCAGGUUACAGAAAGUGAAAUCAAGCAGGAAGACACCCAAAGUAAACAGGCUAAGCAGCCUGCUCUGGAAAUUAUGGUUAGACAGAGUUAUCCCCAAAAGGUAAAGGACUGUCAUCUUUAUUCACCUCCAGCGAGGCAAAAAGAACAAGAGGUGUCAAGAGUCAUCACUAGUCAAGGAACUGUCAUAAAGCACCUGAUGGAUGGAUCUACCCAGAUUCUGUUUGCUGAUGGCACGGUGAUUAAUAGCCCUGAUUCUGGUCCUGUCCUACCCCCACCUGCAGAUGAAAUACAGGUGAAAUCUCCCUUACCAGAAUCAGACCAUUUAUCUGAGAAUAGCACAAAGAAAGGAAAAGGCAGUGACAAGACAUCACUACCGUCUCAGAAGUCUGAUGAGUUUGAAAAGGCCAUUUCUACACAACCUAAGGCAGGAACCUGGAUAACAACAACUCCAUUAGGCAUUCUAGUGGGCACAGAGGGUGCCACAAGAAUGGAUCUGAAGCCUCUCUUAAUGUAUCAGGCCACGAACCCAGCUGAUGGAAUGAUUAUGACUGUACGAGAAGAUGAAGUGAUAAUUGUUGAAAAGCCAGAUGGUAACAAAGUAGUAGAACAUGCUGAUGGUACCAGGAUUACAUCUUUUUAUGAAAAAUGUGAAGACCUUUCUGUACCAGAGGGUAGUGUGGAAACAGAUGAACCCUCAGAAGCCAUCACAAAGAAGCGCAAAGGUACGCGAGUAGAGCAUCCUGAGUUUGCUACUGUUGUAGCAGAUUGGGAGGAUGGUACCUGUUGUACUGUCUUUGGAGAUGGGACAUCUAUUGUAGCAAAGCCACAGGGAACAUAUCAGGUUUUACCCAGCAAGGGAGGCUUUCUUUUCUUUGAUGAAGACUGCUCAGCAGUUUACAGCCAUGAAGCUUAUGAUUUCAGCAGCAAGGAAGAAGAGAAACAAGCAGGGAGAUACGUUAUGAAACACACUUCCAGCACUAUUUGUGAGAUGAUGGAUCCUGAAGGAAAUACUUUCAAGGUCCUGGCUGAUGGCAGCACAGAUGUGUGCAUUCCCAGCAGUGGUUCUGAUGAGAAGGAGGACAGGAGUUCAGCAGCAGAUAAUGUUAACAAACCUGUCACUGAUAACGAGCAUGUCCCCAGGUUUUUCAUCAUCUCUGAGGAUGGUUCUGGAACGGAGCUCCUGCGAACAAAGGAUGUACGCGAGUAUAUGGCUGAGGCCUGCAGUGAUCCUGCCACUGCAGUCUUGCAGGAUCCUGUACAAGAACAGCCAGGUGUUUUAAGUAUUACUGUCCUCCGGCCUAUGGCUGAAUCAUCCCCCUGGGUAAUGAAGAAAGAACCAGAGAGUAUUGUUCCUCCAUAUCUACAGCCAGAGACUCCGAAAGAAUCUUCUCCUCCUGAGAAGGAGAUCAAAGGUCCCCUAGUGAGAAGGUAUGCCUGGAGGGGUCUCAGCAUCGGAGAAGCUCGUGUGUCCUUGCCAGCCCCCGUGCGAAAAUGUCCCAAAAAACUGCAGAUCCGCCAGCUAUUCCAGUAUAAGCCACUCUGUGAUGAACUAAGAGAAAAACUGCAUCUUUCCCUCAAGGAAUAUAUAGAGAACAUCUUAAAGCAGGAAAAUGAGCUGGAAGAGAUUAAUGUGAAAGAACCAAGAACAGAAGAGGAAAAGGAGAAUGCUGCAAGUCUCCUUGAACAGUCCUUCCCUGACUGGAAAAAGUCAACUGAAAAGCUCAGUGAUAAAGCCCGUGUGAGCCAGCUGUAUGAGCAGGCAGUGGCUCCUCCUGCCCAGGAUCACACUCGGAAGGCAAGCACUGCACAGAGACAGGACCAGCAGGACAGUCCGGAUGGAGUAACAUCCAAGUGGAAAAGCAAACUGGAAGAGACCUGGAAAGAACUGGAUAAACAGAAAGCUUUAUUCGCAGCACUGAUAAAUGAUAUUUAUGCUCCGUAUUUUGAAUCUGAAUUUGGCAAAACCUUCUACCAACAAAAGUUUCCUGAUUUGGAAGCAAUGUCUAAGGAACUUCCUCCACUUCAAAAAGAAACAAGUGAGACCUGGCCUCUGAGGCUGAUAAGAGAACCCAGUGGAGCAGCUGAAUUUCUUGAUACAAGUGAAUCAUCCCUUUCAUCUGGCCUUCCCCUGCAGUAUCCAUCCAAAGAAGAUGAUGGUUCCAGCAGCACAAGAGACAAGACUGAGGGGGCAGAAGAGACAGCCUUUCAACAGAAAGUUCCAAGUCUGAUGGUGGAUGUUACAGGACAGACAAGAAAAGAGAGAGUAAUAUUACCAUCAUGCCUUCAGGGGAAAAAACCAACCACCAUACCAAAUAAAAAGAUAGAAGAUCCUGCUUCAGGAAAGGUCAGCACAUCUUCUCUUGCAACAAGACAGGAUCUUACCAAAUUCCAUCUCAUCCCACCCAGGGUGGUAUUUGGAGUGCUAAAGGAAGGCUGCAUUUAUGCAACCAUUGUAAUCAUGAAGAAUGUUGGUGUGAACUUCUCAAGGUUUCGGGUGAAGCAGCCUCCUCCAUACACAGGACUGAGAGUGAUGUACACACCAGGACCUGUGGCUGCAGGCUUGCAGGCUGAACUGGAGAUAGAGAUUUUUGCCAUGCUGAUUGGAGGGAAAGACACUGGUGGCCUUGAAGAAGUUUCCCAUAAUAUUGAAAUAGUAACAGAAACUGAAACUCUUCUCCUGCCUGUGAAAGCAAAUAUCCUUUCCAGUGACAUUUAUCAGCAUCGCCCCGAAGGAUUCCCCCAAGGAGGGAUGGCAGCAGGAGUCCAGGAAGUUCCUCCAAGCCCCAGGCCACGGUUUCGGAUUACACUCCCACGAAAGCUUUAUAGUUAGUGUAAGCAUUGGAUGCAGUGACACCAGCUGUAAAUUAAAGUACACUUGUUUUACCUAUUCUGCACUUAAGCAGCAGCAUCCUGAACAAAGCUCAUGCAAAUGAUGCACACUGACUUGGUUACUGUGACAAGAGAAGGGAAACACUGGAUGACAUUAACCAAAGCACUCGCUACAAGGGGACUGCAGGUUGUUACAACUGCUCAGCUCAGCAGAAGCACUCACAGCAAAGCCUCCUCAGUCCUGUCCCAAAUCCUUCACUUACUGUCUCCACAUUAAAUAAAUCCUUGAACUUCCUGGCAGCUGGAUUUAUGACAGUUAAACCCUAAUAAAUCAGCCUCUCUUUAACAUAUUUCACUAUCUGUAACCAAGUCUUACUGGUGACCCAUUGACACACAGCAAGUCUAAUAAGGGACAGGAGUCUUACAGAUAGGGCAGCCUCAA
Molecule: messenger RNA, 6907 nt
Organism: Zonotrichia leucophrys gambelii
Lineage: Eukaryota; Metazoa; Chordata; Aves; Passeriformes; Passerellidae
Gene: SPAG17
Product: sperm associated antigen 17
Exons: 47
Coding region: 11-6466 (2151 amino acids)
Biological process (GO): epithelial cilium movement involved in extracellular fluid movement; axonemal central apparatus assembly
Cellular component (GO): axonemal central apparatus
Source: RefSeq, a predicted model, not a curated record